Cynara cardunculus var. scolymus (artichoke) is the source of this 2810-nucleotide messenger RNA. RefSeq names its product long chain acyl-CoA synthetase 6, peroxisomal-like. Gene Ontology annotation, molecular function: long-chain fatty acid-CoA ligase activity. NCBI's taxonomy places the organism in Eukaryota, Viridiplantae, Streptophyta, Magnoliopsida, Asterales, Asteraceae. The record is from RefSeq and is a predicted model, not a curated record. Gene Ontology annotation, biological process: fatty acid metabolic process. The transcript is spliced from 23 exons. Gene Ontology annotation, cellular component: membrane; endoplasmic reticulum. The coding region runs from base 121 to 2205 and encodes 694 amino acids.
UUUUUGUUUUUUAACAGUAUGAUGUUUAAGGAAACACCGCGGUGCAAACUGCAAAUUGAUGAGUUACAGAAUCUGAGAUUUCAGUUCUCAAAUUCAUUACUUUAAAAUCUAUUUAUCGCCAUGAAUGAUUCAGCAACUCACCGACGGCUUCAAGUGAUUCAAAGUCAUUUUCUUCUUCAGUCUUCCACCUCAACCCCACUUCUCCGACUUCAUCAGACCGCCGGCGAAUUUUUCUUAGAGCAAGGUUACAGUGUUGUUCUUCCCGAAAAUUUGCAGACAGGGAAGUGGAAUGUGCUCAGAUCGGUUUGUUCACCUUUGGAGCUUGUGAGUAGAUUUCAUGAUCAUCCUGAAAUAGCAACACUGCAUGAUAACUUUGUGCAUGCUGUGGAGACAUAUGGGAGUAACAAAUAUCUCGGAACACGGGUUGGGGUAGAUGGAACAGUUGGGGAGUACCGGUGGACGACUUACAGGGAAGCAGGUAUUGCUCGCUUGGAAAUUGGUUCUGGUUUAGUGUAUCAUGGGAUACCAAAGGGUUCCUGUGUUGGACUAUAUUUUAACAACAGACCAGAGUGGCUACUAGUGGAUCAUGCAUGCUCUGCAUAUUCGUAUAUAUCAGUUCCUUUAUAUGAUACACUUGGUUCAGAUGCUGUAAAGUUCGUUGUCAAUCAAGCAGCUGUGCAAGUUAUCUUUUGUGUGCCACAGACAUUAAAAAAUUUGCUGAGCUUCUUGCCUGAAAUUCCGUCCGUUCAUCUAAUAGUGGUGGUUGGAGCCAGCGAUGAUCAAAUGGCAUCCCUUCCACUGCAAACAAAUGUUGAGAUCAUAACAUAUAGAAAACUGCAGAUUCAGGGUAACAAUUACCCGAAAUCAUUUUGUCCACCAAAACCAGAGGAUAUAGCUACCAUAUGCUAUACAAGUGGAACAACUGGGAUGCCAAAGGGCGCUGUACUUUCUCAUAAGAACUUAAUUGCCAAUGUUGCUGGCCAAAGUCUUCGAAUGACAUUCUACCCUUCAGACAUAUACAUAUCAUAUCUUCCUUUGGCACAUAUAUUUGAACGAGCUACCCAAAUCAUUUUAGCUUAUUAUGGAGUUGGAGUUGGAUUUUACCAGGGUGACAGUUUGAAAUUAAUGGAUGAUAUGGCAUAUCUAAGACCCACUAUAUUCUUUAGUGUUCCUCGAGUAUUUAACAGACUAUAUGCUGGCAUUAUGAAUGCUGUAAAGUCAUCUGGUGUUCUAAGGGAGAGACUAUUCAAUGCUGCCUAUAGUGCCAAGAAACAAGCAAUAUUAAGUGGCAAGUAUUCAUCUUCAAUAUGGGACAGUUUGAUCUUCAAUAAAAUAAAGGGAAUGGUUGGAGGACGAAUUCGUUAUAUGGUUUCAGCUGCCUCUCCAUUGUCUCCUGAUGUGUUAGAAUUUUUGAGAGUGUGCUUUGGUUGUGUUUUUAUAGAAGCUUAUGGGAUGACUGAGAAUUCUUGUGCCAUAAGCUUUAUGGACGAAGCUGACAAUUUAUAUGGGCAAUUGGGCUCUCCAAAUCCUGCUUGUGAAAUUAAGUUGGUAGAUAUUCCAGAAAUGGGCUAUAGAUCAGCAGAUCAGCCUCAUCCACGUGGCGAGAUCUGUGUAAGAGGGCCAACUGUGUUCCAGGGGUACUAUAAAGAUGAAGCACACACAAGAGAAAUGAUUGCGGAAGAUGGAUGGCUGUAUACAGGGGACAUCGGGGUAUGGUUACCUGAAGGUCGCUUAAAGAUAAUUGAUAGAAAGAAGAACAUCUUCAAAUUGGCACAGGGAGAAUAUGUUGCCCCUGAGAAAAUUGAGAGCAUAUAUGUCAACUGCAAGUUUGUUGCUCAGUGCUUUGUGCAUGGUGAUAGCCUGAAAUCCUCUUUGGUUGCCAUUGUCUCAUUGGACCAGGAUGUGCUUAAAGCAUGGGCUGCAGCUGAAGGCAUCAAGUAUGAAGAUUUAGGACAACUUUGCAAUGAUCCGAGAGCAAAGGCAGCCGUCCAGACCGACAUGAAUCUGGCGGCCAAGAAAGCUCAGCUAAGAGGUUUUGAAUGUGUGAAAGCUGUGACCUUGGUGGUUGAACCUUUCACUAUGGAGAAUGGUCUGCUCACUCCUACAUUUAAGAUCAAGAGACCUCAAGCCAAGGCAUACUUUUCCAAAGCAAUAGCGGAAAUGUACACAGAAAUAUCGAAGUCUCCAGAAAUGCAGCGAGUGUAAAGUGUAGCAAAAGAAUUUCAUGGGGUUUUCACCAAUUCUUCAAUAUAACAAUGGUCAGUGGGUAUUGGUUGUUGUCUUUAAGACCCCAUGGGAUUAGUCGAGGUGCGAACAAGUUGCCCUGGGUACUUACUCACAGUUAUGAAAAAAGGUGAAGUGGUUGUCCUUGUCCUUGGGGGUUAAAGUUGUCCUUUCAUUUGUAGAAAGGGACAAAAGAAACAUAUAAUCAAGAAGGCAGAUUUCCAUACAUAUCAUAAUGUAGAUACAACACAAGUUGGGGUUCUCAUAGAAAGAGACGCUUAACUCUUUAUGGUAGGGGUUAGGUUUGUGUAUAUCUCACCUCUCAGACCAUAUAUUCAAAUGGGAUUUACUGUGUAAAUUCGGUUUGGUUUAGUUGGGUUUCAUAACGUAGAUAAACGAAUUGUACCGUCAUAACUACUGACAAGUCGGUUUGGUUUGGUGUGCAUUUGUAACGUAAAUAAUUUAUUGUGUGGGUUUGGUUUGGUUUGGUUUGGUAUGGUAUUUAUAACAUGCAUACACUCAUUGUAUCAUGACUACUCGCAUGUAAUAAUGUAAACUGUUAUAGGAGUGUUUUGGGCUUAUUUGCU